This is a messenger RNA of Saxophila tyrrhenica, 1695 nucleotides long. RefSeq lists its product as uncharacterized. Lineage: Eukaryota; Fungi; Ascomycota; Dothideomycetes; Mycosphaerellales; Extremaceae. The transcript is spliced from 2 exons. Gene Ontology annotation, molecular function: CoA-ligase activity. Gene Ontology annotation, biological process: secondary metabolic process. The record is from RefSeq and is a predicted model, not a curated record. The coding region runs from base 1 to 1695 and encodes 564 amino acids.
AUGAAAGUAUACGAGCCAGAAGAAAACCUUGAACUACCCAGCCUAGAUAUUUUGACAUUCUUGUUUGACUGGUGCGCCAGAGCAAAGGAAGAUACACAACUCCAUGUCGAUGCAGCAAACCCAUCCAACAGUGUCAUCAAGGCCGAAGCCCGAGGCAUCUCCAAACGCACAGCACAUGUGCUUCGACAUGACUACGGCAUUGGAUCCUCAGGUUCUGGGGAGGACGUUGUUCUAUGCACCAGCUCUGGUAGUCCAUUCCUUCCCGUGUUGUUCUACUCCGUGGUCAAUGCAGGUGGGAUUUUCUCGGGAGCAUCGACCGCCUUCACUGUCGGAGAGCUGGCAAGACAGAUCAAAGAUUCGGAUGCAAAGCUGCUCUUCUGCUCGGAAGAGUUCGAACAGAACACGAUUGAGGCAGCGAGACAAUGCGGCAUCCCUCAGAAUCGCAUUCUGAUCAUCGAUUCGAAGACACCAAAGCGCUGGAAUCUGAUCCAGUCCUCCAACCGGAAACCUGCUCUUGACCUUCAAGCAGGCCCAAUGCUGGACCGGUGCCACAUCAACAAUCGGGAGGAGCAAGACAGAACUACGGCAUGCAUCAUCUAUUCCUCGGGCACGACGGGGCUGCCAAAGGGAGUUCGGAUAUCGCAUCUCAACCUCGUAGCCUGCAACGUUUGCUGCAUGAACGUUAGCAAGAGGUACUUAGAUCGCAUUGCACGGGAGAGACCCAACGAGCCAUUUCACUUCAGCACUAUCGCUCAUCUUCCGAUGGCCCACGUUGCUGGCAUCGCGUGGUAUACCCUGAACCCAUUCUACAUGGGCGGUACAACUUACUGGAUGCGAAAGUACGACUUUGACAGCUUCAUAGAGUAUCAGAAGAGAUACAGGAUUACGGUCCAGUUCAGCGUACCUCCAAUUUGGCUUUCUGUUGCGAAGUCGCCUAAUGUGACCGACCACUUCGACUCGCUGAAAGUAGCAGCAACAGGUGCUGCUCCGAUGGGUUUGGAGCUGGGAAAGGAAGUAAGCAGAAAGCUUGGACGAAGCCGGACGAUAAUAUCACAAUUUUGGGGUACAAGCGAAACGACUGGUAGCAUCACGGGUUUGGACUGGGAUGUCUCCGACACGACGUUCAGCGUUGGCGCUGCCUUCCCGAAUACUAGGUUGAGAUUUCUUGAUGAGCAAGACCGGGACGUGCAAGCCGGGCAGCCAGGUGAGGUCCUCGUUGGGGGACCCAUUGUCUGCCAGGGCUACCACAACCGACCGGACGCCAAUCGCGACUCUUUCGUGGAUGGCUUUUACAGGACCGGCGACAUUGGUGUCUCCAAGAACGGACUCGUAUAUAUCGUCGAUCGCAAGAAGGAGCUCAUCAAGUACAAGGGUCUGCAGGUUGCUCCCGCUGAGCUGGAAGCUCUGCUUGUAUCUCACCCGAGCCUGAUCGAUGCCGCAGUCAUUGGAGUGCCGGAUCCUAGAGAUGCUGAGAACGAGGUCCCACGGGCGUACGUGGUGGUCAAGCCAGGUAUGGACGCAAGUGAGGACGAGAUCAAAGCCUUUGUUAGAGAGCAUCUGUCAUCGCAUAAGCAGUUGCGAGGCGGAUUAGCUUGGUUGGACGAGGUGCCCAAGUCUGCCAGUGGGAAGAUCUUGCGGAGGGAGCUGAGACUUCGAGCAGCAAAUGAGUUGAAGACUGCCAAAGCGAGACUCUGA